AUGAAGAAUAAUGGAAAUUGUGGCAAUAGAAUACAUACUGGAAUCUUAAUUGACUUUCUAGUACAACUAAAAGAAUGUGAUGAAUUAGAAUCAGAGUUUUUUAUAAGUGAUAAGAAUUUUGUUCAAAUAUCAGCUAUUCAUUUUAUUUGGAAAAACAUAAAGGUACAACUCUAUCUUUGGUAUAUUGAAAAGGCAGUAAAACCCAUAAAUUUAACUAAGAAGAAAGUUAUUUUUUGUCCAAAAGAAUUAUGUUCUAUAGUCUGGAAAAAAAUAAAUAAACAUUUACAUGAACAUUCACUUAUUUCAAUGGCCAAUGGACAGUUUCGUUUAUUAAAUCAAAUUUGGAAAGAAGCUGUAAAAGAAAUUUAUGAUUUUUCAUUAAUUUUUGAAGUUGCUGAAGAUGAAAAUUUACAAGUUUGUAAAGAGAUAUAUAAAAGACUUAUUAGUACAACAGAAAAAGUACUUGAUAUUCUUAAAGAUCAACAAGAUAAAGGAAAUUUUAAAUGGGUGAAAAGUGUUGAAAAAAAUGUUUAACCAAUUGAAAAAAUGUUGACUGAAAUUAUAGUUUACAAAAGAAGAAGAACAAUGAUUUUUAAUGCAUCUUAAUUGUAAAUGGUAUUUCAGUCAUAGUUAUUU
Messenger RNA from Rhizophagus irregularis DAOM 181602=DAOM 197198, 636 nucleotides. The record is from RefSeq and is a predicted model, not a curated record. Lineage: Eukaryota; Fungi; Glomeromycota; Glomeromycetes; Glomerales; Glomeraceae.